Messenger RNA from Brassica napus (rape), 937 nucleotides. RefSeq names its product two-component response regulator ARR6. The transcript is spliced from 5 exons. The record is from RefSeq and is a predicted model, not a curated record. Lineage: Eukaryota; Viridiplantae; Streptophyta; Magnoliopsida; Brassicales; Brassicaceae. The coding region runs from base 149 to 721 and encodes 190 amino acids. Gene Ontology annotation, biological process: cytokinin-activated signaling pathway; phosphorelay signal transduction system.
CCUCUUUAUUUUCUGUCAACUUUUGAAUAUAUAUACAUCUCAUCAACGUCCAUUGUUUCAAACAUCAUAUUCUUCCAUAUCAUCCAACUUUGAGUAUAACAUUUAAUUUUGCUCUUCUCUCUAUUCUCUUAAAGAUCCAAUAUAUCACAUGGCUGAGGUUAUGCUACCGAUGAAAAUGGAGAUGGCUAACGAUCCUUCCAAGUUUACAUCACCUGAUCUUCUUCAUGUUCUCGCCGUCGACGACAGUCACGUUGAUCGGAAAUUCAUAGAACGCUUGCUCAAAGUCUCUUCCUGUAAAGUUACUGUUGUUGAUAGUGCGACAAGAGCUCUGCAAUACCUUGGACUAGACGUAAACGAGAAACCCAUCGGUUGUAAGGAUUUGAAAGUUAAUUUGAUCAUGACGGAUUACUCUAUGCCCGGAAUGACUGGAUAUGAACUCUUGAAGAAGAUCAAAGAAUCGUCAGCUUUCAGAGAUGUGCCUGUGGUGGUUAUGUCAUCUGAGAACAUUUUGCCUCGUAUUGAUAGAUGUCUUGAAGAAGGGGCUGAAGAUUUCUUACUGAAGCCGGUAAAACUCUCGGAUGUAAGAAGAAUAAGAGAUUCUCUGAUUAAAGUUGAAGAUUUAUCUUUCACAAAGAGUAUUAACAAGAGAGAGCUAGAAACAGAGAAUGUCUACUCCUUGGACUCAUCUGUUCCCUUGCAGCUCAAACGCACAAAGAUCUGAGCUUUCCCAAGCAGACUACCAUGACAUGAUCUUUAAAAAGCUUAAUCACCUAUACAAUUUUCCACCCCCUGGUGUCUUUUUUUUUGCUGAGUAAAAAACUCAGUGUUGACAGAGAAACAGGGCUUAUUCAUAGACUAUGUUAGCAAUGUAAAUGGUAGAGAUAAACCACAAAACUAUUAUAUUAUUAUUCAUUAGAGAUGUCAUGUUUUUUUCUUA